UCGUCCGGGGGUCGUUUCUCACAUUCCACGGAGCUUCGAAUUCACGAUGAUUCGCGCUUCUCGGCAAUUCGUUCUCGCCUUUAUUGUAAUAUUCGCGACUGCAGACGAAAGAAUGGAGGUUGUGGAAAAUCUCGAGAGUGUCUUCCUACGUUUUUACACCGGGACGACAAUAGACAAGUACGUCGAUUACUCAUUGGACAACGCCAGAGCGCUGCAAACCAAACUGAUCGAUGACAGACGGACGGUGCUGUAUAUUCACGGUUUCUCGGAACAUCUGGAGAAAGAAAGCGUGCAAACGAUAGUGCAAGCUUAUCUGAAGCGAAACGAUCACAACAUCAUCGCAGUGAGUUACGCUGAACUGGCGAACGAGUCCUAUACGAAGGUAGUAAUGAGCACCGCUCCCAUCGGAGCCGCUCUUGCGUUGGUUCUCGACAAUAUGGUGCAGACAGGCUUCGACCCGGAGAAGCUGUAUAUCGUCGGCCAUUCAAUGGGCGGUCAAAUCGCCGGCUAUGUCGGGAGAAAAGUCAGCUUUCAGCUCUCUAGAAUCACAGGUCUGGAUCCCGCCGGUCCUCUCUUUAAUAUCCUCGUGCCGCAUCUCUCGUCCUCCGAUGCGCGUUUCGUGGAUAUCAUACACACGGACUACGGAUUCUACGGCAUUGGCAGGAACACAGGCACAGUGGACUUUUUCCCGAACGGCGGUACCCGUGUACAACCCGGCUGCCCGAAGAAUUUCACGUUCUACAGCACAGAAGGUAUGCAUGAUGCAUCCUCGAAACAUCGUAGCGGAUAAAUGGCACUCCAUCUUGAUCGU
Dinoponera quadriceps is the source of this 811-nucleotide messenger RNA. RefSeq names its product lipase member H-A-like. The transcript has 5 exons. The record is from RefSeq and is a predicted model, not a curated record. Bases 47 to 790 code for a protein of 247 amino acids. NCBI's taxonomy places the organism in Eukaryota, Metazoa, Arthropoda, Insecta, Hymenoptera, Formicidae. Gene Ontology annotation, molecular function: lipase activity.